AGCAGACAGGCCAAGAUGUGCUGAAUUUCUGACUGCACCUCAGCUUGCAUCAUGGCUGGCUCCUUCUGAAAUAUUGCUUGUUGUCUUUUCUUUAGCAGGUACAUGAGCUGCCUGGUGAGCCUGACCAAAGAGCCUUCCCAGAGCUAAGGAAUGACUCUCUAGAUAAAAUGUGCUCCUCCUCCUCUCCCCAUUCCUCACCAGCUGUGCCAAGGCGAUUGCUGAGCAAUACCAGUUUCCACCUCUCUUCACCAGGACACAGCCCCGAGCUGGGAUCCCAGGACCCCUUCACUGGGGUGUAGGUAUUAGAGGCACCCUCUGGAAUGGAUGAGGCCGUGCAAACUUCAGAAACCAAUCAUUGGCACCUGGCACACUCUGGAAAGGAAUCCAUCUCUGUCACUCUGCACAGUGCCACCAACCUGCCAACCACCCGGAAGGGGAAUGUGCCAUGGCCCUAUGUCACUGUUAAAAGCAACUCUGAUGUUGAGAAGAAAUUGGAAGCCCAGGAGGUGACUCAUGUGUCCUCUGAGCCUACGCACUCUCCUACCUGGGAGGAGAAGGUGACCAUGGAAAUUGAUGCAGAAGAUGCAGGCCAUGAAGCUGUGAUCCUGACUGUGGCCGACAAAAUCACCAAGGAGGUGCUAAUGAGCUACAAGAUUCCGGUGAGGUACCUCCGAUCGUUCCACCACUACCACUUGAGACUGGUGCUGCCAAGGAAGAAGGACCCCUUAGGGACAAGUCUAUACGCUACGGUUGUUCGUAAAGGCAGCCUCAUCUCACGUUAUGUUGGAAUGAAUUACACCGGCUUGGAGGUUUUCCUCCAGGGAAUGAAGAAUCCUCUAGCAGAUCCCCAAGGUCCUAUUGUAGCCAUUGCCAGAGUGGUGAACAACUUUAAUGCAUACAGAGAAGCCAUGAAGACUCAACCGACUGCCUCUACUGCAGUUGAUUUAACCACCGUCACAUUUCCAGACCCCUCCAUGGUGGCUUUCGAUGUUCUCAGUCACCAACCAAGGAUAUCCCCAGGUAGGGGGGCAAUGUGUCUUUAAGAAUUCCUGCUCCUGCCAGAAUGGAGAAGGGAGCCAUGUGCUGCAGUAUAAAGAUAUUACCUGGAUUGUCUCACAGCAAGGAUGCUGCAUGGAGCUGGUGCCAAAGGUAGUGCUGCCUGGAGAUUAGAAAUGGAAUCAGUGCUAGUAAAGCAUUUGUUCCUCCUUUUUUUUUUUUCUUUUUCCUUGUCUCCCUUUGUCCCUAGCCUUUUUACUGUGUUGCAACCUAAUUCCUGCAUUUCGCCUUGACUGAGACUUGUCUGGCAGGAGCUGGAAUUAAGGCCUGGCUGGUGGAUAUGUGUAUUGCAGCCCUCCUUGCCAGAUGUCUAAAUACAUUUAUUUAAUAGCAUUAAUCACACAAGGAAGAAAACCAGAACUUUCAUCUGUCUCUUCCUUCCCCUUC
Dermochelys coriacea (leatherback sea turtle) is the source of this 1443-nucleotide messenger RNA. Its product is annotated as coiled-coil domain-containing protein 33-like. The transcript has 7 exons. Gene Ontology annotation, cellular component: peroxisome. The record is from RefSeq and is a predicted model, not a curated record. The coding region runs from base 321 to 1043 and encodes 240 amino acids. NCBI's taxonomy places the organism in Eukaryota, Metazoa, Chordata, Testudines, Dermochelyidae.